Molecule: messenger RNA, 5737 nt
Organism: Branchiostoma floridae (Florida lancelet)
Lineage: Eukaryota; Metazoa; Chordata; Leptocardii; Amphioxiformes; Branchiostomatidae
Product: isoleucine--tRNA ligase, cytoplasmic-like
Exons: 33
Coding region: 122-3970 (1282 amino acids)
Biological process (GO): isoleucyl-tRNA aminoacylation
Molecular function (GO): ATP binding; isoleucine-tRNA ligase activity; aminoacyl-tRNA deacylase activity
Source: RefSeq, a predicted model, not a curated record
CCACAGAUAGCCUACGCCGGACACAUGUGGCAAGGUUUUGUGCAGUUCCUUUGGAAAUUUGGCCAAGAUUGAACUUACACGUCUUGAACUUGGCUGACAACUUCUAAAUACGAAGACAAACAUGGUGGAGCCGGUGCCUGAGAGGCUGGAUUUUCCUCUUGCUGAAGAAGAAGUGCUGAAGCUCUGGAAACAACUGAAUGCUUUUCAGACAUCUCUCAAACAGUCCAAGGGAAAGACCAGGUACUCCUUCUAUGAUGGGCCUCCGUUUGCAACUGGCCUGCCCCACUACGGCCACAUCUUGGCAGGCACCAUCAAGGACAUCGUGACCAGAUGGGCGCACCAGAGUGGCUUCCAUGUGGAGAGGAGGUUUGGAUGGGACACCCAUGGCCUGCCAGUGGAAUAUGAAAUUGACAAGACCCUGGGGAUCAAGGGACCUGGAGAUGUAGCCAGGAUGGGCAUUGACAAAUACAAUGAGGCCUGCAGAGGUAUUGUCAUGAGAUACGCUGGGGAAUGGAAGGAUAUUGUAACACGACUUGGCCGCUGGAUUGACUUUGACCAUGACUACAAAACACUUUACCCAUGGUUCAUGGAGUCCAUCUGGUGGGUGUUCCGUCAGCUGUAUGACAAGGGUCUGGUGUACCGAGGCUUCAAGGUCAUGCCCUACUCCACGGCCUGCAGUACUCCACUGUCCAACUUUGAGUCCAACCAGAACUACAAGGACGUGCAGGACCCGGCUGUGAUUGUGAACUUCCCUCUGGAUGAAGACCCAGGUGUGUCGAUGAUAGCCUGGACCACCACACCAUGGACACUCCCCAGCAACAUGGCGCUGUGUGUCAACCCACAGCUGGACUAUGUCAAGGUCAAAGAUAACACCACAGAUAAGGUGUACAUCAUGAUGGAAGCCAGGCUGGAGGCACUGUUCAAGAAACCUGAGGAGUACACUAUUCUGGACAGGUUCAAAGGAUCCAGCCUGUUUGGGAAGGGAUACAAGCCAUUAUUCCCUUAUUUCAGUGAGCGCAAGAAGUCAGGAGCAUUUCGCAUCUUUGUUGAUGGCUAUGUUACCACGGAAACUGGAACUGGAGUGGUCCAUCAGGCGCCAUACUUUGGGGAGGAUGAUUACCGAGUUUGUCUGGCCAAUGAUGUCAUUUCUCGAGAUGGUGCAGUAGUCUGCCCUGUAGAUGCCAGCGGCUGCUUUACAGAGGAAGUCACCGACUUCAAGGGACAGUAUGUCAAGGAAGCUGACAAGAACAUCAUCCAAUGGCUAAAACAGCAGGGCCGACUUGUGAACCAGGGGACUUAUGUGCAUAGCUACCCUUUCUGUUGGCGUUCAGAAACCCCACUCAUCUACAAGGCAGUGCCUGGUUGGUUUGUGCGUGUAGAGCCCCUCGUCGAGAAACUACUACACAACAACAGUCAGUGUUAUUGGGUGCCAGCGUUUGUGAAGGAGAAGCGAUUUGCCAACUGGCUCCGCGAUGCUCAUGACUGGGCAAUCUCUCGCAACCGUUACUGGGGAACACCCAUCCCACUCUGGGUCAGCGAGGACUAUGAAGAGGUUGUUGCUGUUGGAUCUAUUGAGGAACUGUACAAAUUGUCUGGAGUCAGGGUCAAAGAUCUCCACAGAGAAAGUGUGGACCAUAUAACGAUCCCCUCCACCCGUGGGAAAGGUGUGCUGAAGAGAGUGACUGAGGUGUUUGACUGCUGGUUUGAGAGUGGAAGCAUGCCCUAUGCCCAAAACCACUACCCCUUCGAGAAUAAGAAAGAGUUUGAGGACAGUUUUCCUGCAGACUUCAUUGCUGAGGGAAUUGACCAGACAAGAGGAUGGUUCUAUACUCUACUAGUCCUGUCGACAGCCUUGUUUGGGAAGCCACCAUUCAAGAACCUCAUUGUUAAUGGCCUGGUGCUGGCAGCAGAUGGACAGAAGAUGAGUAAGCGUAAGAAGAACUACCCUGAUCCCAUGGAUGUGGUCCAUAAGUAUGGAGCGGAUGCCCUGCGACUGUACCUGAUCAACUCUCCUGUGGUGCGUGCGGACAGCCUGAGGUUUAAGGAGGAUGGGGUGCGAGAUGUUCUGAAGGACGUGUUCCUCCCGUGGUACAACGCCUACCGCUUCCUCAUUCAAAAUGUCAUCAGGCUAGAGAAGGAGGAUGGUAUGACAUUCGUCUACAAUGCAGACACUGUGGUGUCAUCAGACAACAUCAUGGACCGCUGGAUCUUAUCCUUCACACAGUCCCUCAUCCAGUUUGUCACACAAGAGAUGGCAGCAUAUCGCCUGUAUACUGUUGUUCCACGACUGGUCAAGUUUGUGGACAUGCUGACCAACUGGUAUGUGCGCUUCAACAGGAAGAGGCUCAAAGGAGAUGGUGGCACAGAAGACUGUCUCCGAGCACUCGAGACUCUGUUCAGUGUGCUGUUUUCCAUGACCCAAGUUAUGGCCCCGUUCAUCCCCUUCCUAACAGAACAGAUGUACCAAAAUCUGCGUCACUUGCUGGACCCCAGCCUUACAAAGAAGCAGAAUGUCGACAGUGUGCACUAUCUGAUGCUACCAAAGCCAAGGGAGAAGCUGAUUGAUCAGCAGAUAGAGAGGUCUGUGUCCAGGAUGCAGUCUGUGAUCGAAGUUUCCCGUGUCAUCAGGGACAGGAAAACCAUCCCAGUCAAGUACCCUCUGAAGGAACUGGUAGUUAUCCACCAGGACCAGCAGUGUUUGGAUGAUGUCCAGUCACUGGAGAGCUACAUCCUAGAGGAACUGAAUGUUCGUACCCUGACCUCGUCCAGUGACAAACAGAAAUACAGUGUAAAACUGGUGGCUGAACCAGACCACCGUGUGCUGGGUGCACGACUCAAACAGGCAUACAAGUCAGUACAGAAGGCCAUCAGAGAGCUGACGGAUCAACAACUACAGGGAUUCCAAGAGAAAGGUGAAAUCGAUGUUGAGGGUCACACCUUGUCAGGAGAUGAUCUCAAGCUGGUGUACAAGUUUGAUUCCAAGAGUGGAACGUCACUGUCUGAGUAUGAGGCACAUUCUGACAACCAGAUUCUCGUCCUGCUGGAUGUGACCCCAGAUCAGUCCAUGUUAGAUGAAGGGGUGGCCAGGGAAGUCAUCAAUCGCAUCCAGAAGCUGAGAAAGAAGGCUGGUUUGGUUCCCACUGAUGACAUCACAGUGUACUAUGAUGUUAGCCCAGCAUCUGACAACCUGGCCCGAGUCAUCCAAACACACCAUGGGUACAUCCAGGACACACUCAAGAAAGGCCUUCAGCCCUUCCCUGUCCCAGCCUCAGGCGAUGUCAUCAUUAAGGAGUCAGCGAAGCUGAAGGAUGCCACACUCCACAUGGCCAUAGUUCAGGGGGAGGGCAGUAUGCCAACUGGUACGAAUGGUCCAUCCUGCAGGUAUAUCAACAUACAACUACUGGGGCUGCAACCAAAAGGAGAGGCUACAGGUAGGAAGGGGACCAUUUUGCUGGAGAAUCCUAGUGGAGACUUCCCCCUGUCCUACUGGGACCUUCUGCAGAGGGUGGCUAUGAUCUUUGGUCUGCAGGAGGCUGACAUCAAACUUUAUACACCACAGAAGGGAGGGGGUGUGACCCUGGUCACCCCUGAGAUGCAGAAUGGUUUGAAGCCACUUCAUGGUACAACCAUCUUUGUGUCAUCCAAACAGCCAUCUGCAGCAGAUGUCUCCAGUGCAUCUGUGACACCUGACCCCAGCUGCAAGUAUGUCAACCUGCAGCUACAAGGAGUAAAGCCAGGUUCUCUUCAGUGUGGAGUGAGAGGCAGAGCAGCCACCAUACUGCUGGAGAACCCAGUGGGUGAUUUCCACCUGACCACUCAGCAGCUGGUACAGGAGGCAUGCAGAGUCUUUGGUCUCCACAACAAGGCUGUGCUCAUCAAGGAGCAUCCCACUGCUGCUCAAGACUUGCAGCCCACCAGGGACAUGCUGCCCCUGCACGGAUCAACACUAUAUGUCAGCCAAGCCAUGUAGAACAACUCCCAGCAGGACAAGAGCUUCUCAGGAAUGGGCACAGCUGUAGAGGCAAAGACGAUCUUGCCUUUCUCAGUUUAUCUAGGUACACGUACUACCAGCAGAUACAUGUUGGAUUACAGGUACACUGAAUGAUUAUGAUGACAUGUAUCUGAGAGUUAUUAUGGAACACCGAUGGCCAAAACAAUCUCCUUGUAUUUUGUGUGGUCAAGACUGUUUCUUCUAUAUAUUUAGUGAGUUAGGCCAUCUUUUUACAGCAAUGAAAGAUGUUUUUUGACAUAAGAAAUAAGAUGUGCUUCAGUUUUCUUUGUAAUGUAAUCAUUAUGGUAAUUUUGCUUCAAUGCCUCACACUUCCAUGUACAUGUUGUAACCUCUUCAUGGACCUUCGAUCUGCAGAUCCACCCAUAUGCAUGUCAUCCAGCAGUCCUCUAGUAAUUAACUGUCAUGUCAUUUGUAUUGAUUCCCUCGCUAAUGAGUUGCAAAGUUACACAACCAGUGUUGCGUAUAUAGCAUACAGUUCAUCUUGCGAGAUGUUGAGGUUCUAGUACUGUAAGUUUACCUGUCCAUGUAUUAAGUACAAUGCUAGUUAAGAUACCCACAUGUGAACUGUACACCGCUACUGGAUGCCAAGGAGCCCCUACGACCACUGUGGUUACAGGCCAUGAGUGAGUGAGUGAACUUUAUAUAGUGAGACAGAACUGUUUGUUUUUUCAGACAUGCAUAUGAUUGUUUUACAUGUAAAAUGUGGGUUGUGCAUUGAAAUGAUGGAAGUAACUAGCAUAUUAAUGCAUCAGAGGUGGUGUUAAACAAUGUUUAUAUUACGAUGGUAAUAUUACUUUCACUUGUCAAUUUUGGGUAUAGUUAUACCAAAGAAACUUUUAGUGAAUAGAAUGGUACAUUGAUAUCACAUGGUAGGUUUGAGCUCAGUACAAUUGUCAAAACUUUAAUAGGGGAAACACUGGAGAAACACACCCAGCAGAAGAGGUAAUAAAAAAAUUUAAAAAAAACAUGUCUUGUAUGAAUCUUCCCUUCUUUCCCUAGUCAGAGGGUUCCUAAUGUUUGCUUUGGAGGACAUAUGUCGGGAAGGUUUCCUUAUCACCAAUUAGAGACAGUCAUUCUAAUGUGUCUCUCAUGAGUGUCAUGGUAAUGAUAAAUCAAUCACUCCUAGGAGAGCAUAGCAGACAGCAGGCUGGCAGGUCCUUGUGUGUCUGUGGGUGGAGUAAUUGGUCAUGGAUAUUAGCUAUGUUUUCCAUUGGGUUUCACAUAAUAUCAUUCAGUCAUACAUUGGAAUCACUAUGGAAAAGUGUCCCAGUAUGUGUUUGCUGUAAUUUAGUUAAAUAUCUAUUUCAAGAAUAAACAAAACUCUGUAGGAUACAAACCUCCAUGAUGAAGAAAUUAUUGUGUUAAACUUUUCCUCAAAUGUGACCCUAUUAGACUUCUGACAUGCAAGUCCACCAUGCAAAAGGAUCCAUAUUUUAAGGUGUGAACAGUCAUUCAAUGUGUGAAACUCUUAUCUCAGUAAGAAAGGGUAUUGUAGCAUUUCUUCAUCAAUUAUGUAUAUGAUUAUGACGCCCAUAUGUGUGUGGUGAAUAUAUCUAAAUGUUAAACUUUGCCUAACUUCCAAAUGAGUGAGCUUCCAAAUGAACCACUAGUGUUUUCUCAUCAAUUAUGCCAAUUUGAUUCAUUUGCAUAACAUAUCUAUUUUGACAACUUAAUGAGCAUUCUGCAACUGGACUUUAUAACUGGACGUCAUAGAAAUUGUUGUCA